AUGGACAAUUGUUUAAAUAAUGUAUCUGACCAGAUGGUAGCUCGUCUUCCGAAUUUUAAAUAUAUUAAAAGAAAUAUUCAACGACAACGUCAAAAAAAUGAUUUACCGCAAAUUCCACACGAUAAAAAUUUUACAAUGGUACCAACAUCUCUAACAAUGACAAUUAGAAACGACGCAUUUUUGCAGUUUCAUUCUGGACCUGGUGAUCAUCGUCUAAUUAUAUUCUCAUCUCCUGAACAAUUGAAAAUUCUUGAAGAAACUGAAGAAAUACUCAUCGACGGAACAUUCAAAAUAACACCAGUAAUAUUCACUCAAUUAUAUACGAUGCAUGGUGUUUAUCGAAAUUGUGUAUUUCCAUUGGUGUUUGCGUUACUGUCAGAUAAACAACAACAGACCUAUCAGAGGUUAAUAAAUGAAUUACGUCGUUUAUGUCCUUCGUGGAAUCCCAAAUCAGUUAUGGUCGAUUUUGAAAAGGGAGCAAUUAAUGCUUUCCAAGGAACUUCUAACACAUUGUCGAUAUCAGGUUCCUUCUUCCAUCUACAGAAGAGCAUCCAAAGAAAACUUCAAGAUCUUGGAUUGAAAACCAAUUACGAAAAUGAUUCAAAAUUUGCUUAUGAUGUAAAUAAAAUCGCUGCAUUAGCAUUUCUUCAACCUGGUGAUGUUAAUCAAGGAUUCGACGAUUAA
Messenger RNA from Rotaria socialis, 684 nucleotides. NCBI's taxonomy places the organism in Eukaryota, Metazoa, Rotifera, Eurotatoria, Philodinida, Philodinidae. The record is from the annotation of a GenBank genome assembly.